Mercurialis annua (annual mercury) is the source of this 2122-nucleotide messenger RNA. Its product is annotated as amino acid transporter AVT1C. The coding region runs from base 276 to 1925 and encodes 549 amino acids. The record is from RefSeq and is a predicted model, not a curated record. Gene Ontology annotation, cellular component: plasma membrane. Lineage: Eukaryota; Viridiplantae; Streptophyta; Magnoliopsida; Malpighiales; Euphorbiaceae. The transcript has 13 exons.
AACAACAACGACCAGACAAGGACAUUCCUGAAUCUUCAUUAUUCAUCAUAAACAAUAAAAAGUUGUGUUUUUUCUCUUCUACCCAAUAAAACUUUCUUCAGAUCCCAGAUUCCAAAUUCCCUCCAAAUUAUCCAAAUUCAUAGGUUUAUUCAAUUCUCACUUUUACACAUUAUGUUUGCAUGUGCAGGAUUCUUUGAUUUCUUGUUUGGCUGCUGAGAAAGUUUAAAGAAAACCAAGAAAAGAUUACAGGAAGGUGAUUACAAAACAGUAAAAAAAUGAAGAAUUCUGUAUCAGAACAGAGUUUUUACAUAGAGAGUGAAGAUGAAGAUGAAGAGAGUAAUAGAGGAGGUGAAGAAGAUGAUGGAAAUGAAUCUGAUUCUGAUGAUUCUUUGGCUGAUAAUAGACAACAAAGCAAAGUUGGUUCUUACAACACUUCUUGGCCACAAAGUUACAGGCAGUCGAUUGAUCUAUACAGUAGCGUACAAUCUCCAAGUAUAAUUUUGGGAACACCGACACUGUCAAGAUUAGGCAGUUCAUUUCUAUCCUCUUCAAUACUAACAAGAAGACACACACCGGAAUCACUACCUUUCAUUACAAAACCUCUAAUUUCAAAGGUAGAAGAUGAACAAUUACCGCCACAAAGACGGAGUUCUCAUUCUUUACUUCCUCCAAUUCCGUCAAGAAGAUCUUCUAUUAAAAAAGAUGAUAAAGUAUCUUAUCUUUCACAUGAAGUUCCAAUGUCUCGCCAAAGCUCCAACAGCCAAGCUGUACUUAAUGGAAUUAAUGUUUUAUGUGGAGUCGGACUUUUAUCGACUUCUUACGCUGCGAAAGAGGGUGGAUGGAUCGGACUUUCUAUAUUGUUUAUAUUUGCAGUGCUUUCCUUUUACACCGGAUUGCUUCUGCGUUACUGUUUAGACAGUGAACCCGGCCUUGAAACAUAUCCUGAUAUUGGCCAAGCUGCUUUCGGUACAACUGGACGGAUUGUCAUUUCCAUAAUCUUAUACAUUGAGCUAUAUGCUUGUUGUGUUGAAUAUAUAAUUUUGGAGGGUGACAACUUAUCCUCUUUAUUUCCAAAUGCCCAUUUAAGUUUUGGUGGACUGGAAUUAAAUUCACACCACUUGUUUGCUCUGCUGGCCACCCUUGCUGUUCUUCCAACUGUUUGGCUCCGAGACCUCAGUGUGCUAAGCUAUAUUUCCGCUGGUGGAGUGAUUGCUUCAAUAAUGGUGGUCCUUUGCUUAUUUUGGGUUGGUCUAGUUGAUCAAGUUGGCAUUCAUAGCAAAGGGACACCAUUGAACCUUGGAGGUCUUCCUGUUGCUAUCGGACUUUAUGGUUAUUGCUACUCAGGACAUGCCGUCUUCCCAAACAUUUAUACCUCUAUGGCACAACCUAACAAAUACCCAAAAGUUCUCUUAAUAUGCUUUGGUAUAUGUACUUUGAUGUAUGCUGGAGUUGCUAUAAUGGGAUACACAAUGUUCGGAGAGUCAACAGAAUCUCAGUUCACUCUUAACAUGCCUCAGGAUCUUGUUGCCUCUAAGAUUGCUUUGUGGACCACGGUAGUGAAUCCAUUUACCAAGUAUGCAUUAACCAUUUCUCCGGUGGCAAUGAGUCUCGAGGAGUUGAUACCAUCAAACCAUAUGAAGUCUCAUGUUUAUGCCAUCUGCAUUAGGACAGCACUGGUGAUCUCCACUUUGCUUGUCGGUCUCGCCAUUCCUUUCUUCGGUCUGGUGAUGUCAUUAAUUGGAUCUUUACUCACAAUGCUUGUUACCUUGAUACUUCCAUGUGCUUGUUUCCUGAGCAUCUUGAGGGGUAAAGCAACAAGAUUUCAGGCUACGUUUUGUAUCAUAAUCAUUAUAGUAGGAGUCAUAUCAUCGGUUGUCGGAACUUACUCGGCCCUCUCGAAGAUCAUUGAGAGAUUGUGCAGCUGAAUUUUGUGUUACGACGCUCCGUCAACAAAGAGUUUAUACUAUCUCUUUAUUCUCCAUUUCCAACAUUCAUACUAUUUUUUGUAGUCUGCAAUUUUGAUAUUUAAAAUGAAACUAAACAAAGAACAAAUAUGAGUGAGUAUGUGAAAGUGGAUGCAAUUCAGAAUUAGAAUACUAAAAAAUUUGAAUUUGUGUAGGAA